Messenger RNA from Malaclemys terrapin pileata, 1960 nucleotides. It is a transcript of the gene ABHD4, whose product is annotated as abhydrolase domain containing 4, N-acyl phospholipase B. Bases 83 to 1114 code for a protein of 343 amino acids. Gene Ontology annotation, cellular component: lipid droplet. Lineage: Eukaryota; Metazoa; Chordata; Testudines; Emydidae. Gene Ontology annotation, molecular function: phosphatidylcholine lysophospholipase A1 activity. The transcript has 7 exons. The record is from RefSeq and is a predicted model, not a curated record.
AGCCCCGCCCCCUGCGUGCCCAUCCGCCCUUCCGCACACCCGGAUCAGCUGCUGUUGUGAUGAGCUCAGCUGGGGGCCGGGCAUGGCGGAGGAUCUGGAGGAACAGCCCCAGGGCUGGCUCCGUGGCUGGCUCCCUGCCUGGCGCCCCACCUCCAUGUCCCACCUGAAGAACGUGGAGGCCCGGAUCCUGCAGUGCCUGCAGAGCCGGUUCGUGGGGCAGUACGUGACCCUGCCGGGCCGGGCGCACGUCUGGACCAUCUCGCUGUGCCCGGAGCAGGGCAAGGGGCGCACCCCCCUGGUGCUGGUGCACGGCUUCGGGGGCGGCGUGGGACUGUGGGUGCUCAACCUGGACCGGCUCGGGGCCCGGCGGCCCCUUCAUGCCUUCGACCUGCUGGGUUUCGGGCGCAGCUCCCGGCCCCCCUUCCCCCACGACGCCCAGGGCGCCGAGGCCGAGUUCGUGCGCUCCAUCGAGGACUGGCGCCGGCAGAUGGGCAUCGGUGCCAUGAUCCUGCUGGGGCACAGCCUGGGGGGCUUCCUGGCGGCCUCCUACAGCCUGGCGUACCCUGAGAGGGUGAAGCACCUCAUCCUGGUGGACCCCUGGGGCUUCCCCGUGCGCCCCACCGACCCCAGCCAGAUCCGACCCCCCCCCACCUGGGUGAAGGCCAUGGCGGCUGUCCUGGGGCGCUCCAACCCCCUGGCUGUGCUGAGGGUCGCUGGGCCCUGGGGCCCUGGCCUCGUCCAGCGCUUCCGUCCUGACUUCAAGCAGAAAUUUGCCGAGUUCUUUGAGGACGACACCAUCUCGGAGUACAUCUACCACUGCAACGCCCAGGCACCCAGUGGCGAGACGGCGUUCAAAGCGAUGACGCAGGCGCUGGGCUGGGCGCGCCGGCCCAUGCUGGAGCGGAUCCACCUGCUCCCGCGGGAACUGCCCAUCACCCUGAUCUACGGCGCCGAGUCCUGGAUCGACACCAGCACCGGGCGCCGCGUGCGGGACCUGCGACCUGGCAGCUACGUCCGGCACCUGGCCAUCGCUGGCGCCUCGCAUCACGUCUACGCUGACCAGCCUGCCGCCUUCAACGCGGCCGUGCAGGAGAUCUGCGACUCUGUGGACUGAUGGGCCGACCCCACCCCAACGUGGGGAUACAGACCCCCUCCCCAGCGGGGCUGGGCCACAGGCUACAUCCCCCUGUGCCUCCCCAGAGCCCCCCGCUCCCCAGCCACCUAGGCUCCUUCGCUGCCACUGAAGUCUCGGGGCUGCAAGUUGGGGGGAAGGGGGGACGCAUCAAGAUUGUGCUGAUUGAGGGUUUUAUUCCUCCGUCUCCUGGCUGAUUCAUUCCCCCCUUUCCCUUUGCUUCUCGCUCUCCUGGGCUAUCCCUGUCCCCUGUGGCGGGGGAGGACUGGUCCUUGAGAUGUCGGGGAGAAGUGGGGGGGCAGGGGCCUGGGACCCGGGGGCCUUUCCCCUCCACGGGUGCUAGAUGUGACCCGGCCCCAGGGCGGGGGACCGGCUCUCUGUGGAAGAGGGGCAAAUGGAGCCCCUCCCCCCCCAGCCAUCUGAAUCUCCCUCUGCUCUGUGACCCUCCUGAUGUGCCUUAGGCUGCUGCAGCCACCUCUGGGGCACGAGGCCCUGUGGUCGUGUGUGCGCGACGCACAGUUUUGAAUGCACAUGGCUGGCAAGCUGCCAGGGGUCCUUUGCCCCUGUUGUGUCCCCGUCAGCCCCGCAGCCUGUGCGGGACUGAACAGCACCGCCGGCUGCCCCUGCCCCUGUCCCAGCUCUGCCCUGGGCUUGGGUUGGGCGGGGAGAGGACACGAUACCGAAGCCCAAGGGAUCGUCCCACGCUGGGACUGGGCGCGUCCAUCUAACGGUGCCAUGUUCUCCCGUGGGCCACACCGCGGGGCUUUGUACGGGAACCGCCCCUUUGUACCAAGUUUCUAUCUUAAUAAACAAAACCACACUGCAAAA